This is a messenger RNA of Dimorphilus gyrociliatus, 1521 nucleotides long. Lineage: Eukaryota; Metazoa; Annelida; Polychaeta; Dinophilidae. The record is from the annotation of a GenBank genome assembly.
AUCUGGCGGUACCAGGCAGUGACGAAGAUAACUUAAUCCAUAUAUUUAUAAAGGUAGUGACAGGCUGUGUCUGUAAACACUCAUUUUAGAAGCAAUUGGUGAACGUUUAUACUUUUAUUUCUUUUAUUCGAUUCUUAAUACAAGGUAUGACAUAAUUUCUUUCACGUAUCUCUUAUCUUUCACUCAGGUUACUAUCACUUAUAAAGUCUUAUCAAAUAUUUCUAAUAUUGAAGUAUUCUUCCUUAAAAAUUUGAAAGUAAAGGAAUAACAAAAAACGAUUGUUUACAGUCAAGUUAAUUAGAAAAUAACCAUUUAAAACUAAAAUAUAGUUUUUCAUAUAUAGAACCAAUAUAUAUCGCUGAUACUAUGGAGAAGAUAAUCCUUCUUGUAUUCACUUCGGUACUCAUCUUUGGUGUGAGUCCCACAGUAAUGUUGGACAAAGAUUGCGAAGAAACAGCUAACGUUCACACUUGCAAAGAAGGUUAUGAGCUUGUUUUUACUUUUAUGAAAGAACGUCGAUGUUGGAUGAAUAAUUGUAGAAAAUGUCCUGAAAUUGAAAUUGGUUGUUCAUUUGGUCCAUUAACCUUUGAAAAGAAUACUUGUAAACCAAAAUGUAAACCAAAUCCUUGCGAUGUUGCAAACUGUCCUCCUGGAUAUGGUUGUCGUCUCAGCUAUCGUACCCAAAAUGGAAUACGCGAAUACUAUUCAAGAUGCUAUGAACGAGAACGUGUUUGCUUUCAACCACACACUAAAGACGACUGUGGAAAGAACAUAACUCGCUAUUAUUAUAAUGACGAUGUUAAAGAUUGUCUACCGUUUAUUGAUACUGGUUGUGGGAAAAGUGAAAAUAAUCAUGUAAGCCUACAGUCUUGCCGUAAAAGUUGCUAUGGAUAUAGAUGUAAGCUAUUCCGCUGUCGUUCUUGUCCUCACGGCUACAAAUAUGAUGAAAAGGAUUGUCAAACUUGCGAAUGCCUUAAAGAGCCAAUGCCAUAUAAAUGUCUAAAGUUCAAGUGUACACCUUGUCCCAAUGGUUAUAAAAUUGAUAAAAAUGGCUGUCAAACUUGUGAAUGCCUUAAAAAACCAAAACCAUUUGAAUGUCCAAUGUUCAAAUGUAUACCUUGUUCCCAUGGUUAUAAAAUUGACGAAAAUGGCUGUCAAACUUGCGAAUGUUUGCCGUCACAUAGGAUUUGUCCUAUGGUUAAUUGCCUUCCUUGCGAUUUCAGCUAUGAGAAAGACAAAUACGGAUGUCAAACUUGCCGUUGUGUGAAGCCAACUAAAGCUAUCUGCGAAUAUAAGAAAUUCUUUCCCUGGAUUAGUCAUAAAGUACUAACGAAAUGGGGUCUUAUUGGUCUAAUUAUUGGAAGUUGUGCUAUAACGAUAGUCUUUUUAAUAGCUGUGGUAUUGAUAAUUAAAAUGGCCAAGAGAAAGAGAAGUGUAAGGAAGGAAGUAGAAAAAACUGAAUCGGUUUCAAGCGGCAAGUACAAAUGUUUAAAGGAUGAAAUGAAAGUUCCAUUAGCCUGA